This is a messenger RNA of Stylonychia lemnae, 2004 nucleotides long. NCBI's taxonomy places the organism in Eukaryota, Ciliophora, Spirotrichea, Sporadotrichida, Oxytrichidae. The record is from the annotation of a GenBank genome assembly.
AUGACUGUAAACGGUGGAAACAAUAUUGAAAAUAAUCUUAAAGGAAUCGGCUAAUAAAUUUCUAAAGCCAAAAGCCUAAAGAAACAAAAUAGGGGUAGAGGUUUAUAUGAUUCUGAAAGCAGUCCUGGAAGAAAUUCAAAUUAUUUGAGUAGCUAAACCCAUCAUAGUCCAAAGUAAUUAUCUCCAGGGAAGAUGAUAAGCGAUUUGAGUUAUGAUCUUGAGAAAAUUUAAGAGGAUGAAGUUAGUGUAAGUUAAUUUGAAAUGGAAGAGGAAUAGUCUAUUUAAACAAAAAGAAAAACAACUAGAAGAAAUACCUUAAUUGAUAAAAGAACUGAAAAUUAUUCGCUUUUGAAAAAUCAGAAUAAUAUCAUAAUAGAAGAGCAACAUGACAACUAUUCAAGUGGCACGUAACUCGGCAAUCAAACCGUAUAACAUAGAAUAUCAAAUCAUGUCGUGGUUGAGCUGAUUGAUAAUGGAGAGAGCAAUGAAGGGACUUUAACAAAUAAAGUUAUUACCGAAAAGUAUAGACUUUCAUCAUUCAUUAAUCCAAAUGGAUAAAAAUCUAGAAAACACAGUCAAAUCAUCAUUAAUAAUAAUAGCAGGAUUUCUAAAUAACUAUCAAACCAACAAUACAAAAUUCAUAAUUAUAAAGCUAAAGGCAGAUUUAAAAAUCCAAAUUUGAUGCUGAAAAAUAAAAUUAAGAGAUAAUUAACUAAUAUUGAAUCUAAUUUGGGAUCAGAAACUGCUGGAAACUAAGCAUUCACAAAUGAGCAGCUCCUAUAAUACAUUUCUUAAGGGUAAUCAGGAAAGACAUCUGAAUCUGAUCAUCCUACUCUGGUUACAUUAGAUCUUGCGCUAAAUCUUAUUAAUGCUUCUCUAGAGACCUCUUUAUAGUAAUUUUCAGAAACACUGCAAACUAAGAUGGAUGAUUAAAAAGAUAAAUUAGAGCAGUAUUUCAAUGAAAAGUUUGAUAAAGACAUUUUUAAACUAGGAGAAAGAUCUAGCUUGCAUGAUAAUCUAUUAGAAGAGCUUAAGCUGAUGUAUCAUAAACGUAAACGAGAAAAAUCUAACUUAUAAAUUGAACUUGACCAUCUUAACAGAAGAGCUCUAAAAAUUGAAGAGACAAUUGUUAAGUUUGAAGCCUAGAAUGAAAGAAAAUUGGUAAGGAUGUAAAAUAGAUUUGCAGAUGACAUUAAUGACGUUAGAAAAUUGGUUGAUGAAAUGAAAUAAGAAUCAUAAUGUGCUUCAAUAAACCGAAGUCCAAGAUAUAAAAAUUUGAGUAGAAAUAAGAUAAACAAUAGACUUCAAAGUGCUCCAAAUGAAGAGUAUUUAAAAUCUCUAGCUUAGCCUAAGCCUAGAACUAAUGGAAAUAAAGAGCCAGUUCCUCUUAACUUAAAAACUUAGAUCAAGCAACUAACAGAAAUUACAACUAAUGAAACUCACUACGAAACUUUUAACACAUUAAAUUCCUAUAACAUUACUAUUCCAAAUAAGAAAUAAGACUUAAAAUAGCUUGAAACAAGUGAAUCUGAUCCAAAUUAGUUUAAAAUAACUGAAUUUGGGAUUAGUGAUGCAUCUCCAAGCUACAAUAUGAAUGUCCAUUCGAUGGAUAUCUUGGCUCCUAUUCAUCACAGAGAAAGAUCCUCAAGAUUGCUAUAAAUAAGAAAAAGAAAUGAUGCUUUAGACGCAAUUAUAUAGCCAGAGGAAUUUAAUCUUCCAAACGUUUAAUCUCAUAAUCAAACUUUCAGUCAUCGCAAAAGAACUGAUGAUAUGUCGUCUCCAAAAUUAAGUCAGAGAGAAACAGCUAGAUUAGCAACAAAUGCUAUUAACUUAGUCUUUUAGCUAAAUAAAGAUUCUGGCAGAAAUGAAAUUAAAGCUAAAGACCUUGUUAGGGAGGAAUCAAGUGAUCUUUACAAAAGCAAUCCCUUAUUGUUAUAUGGAUAUAAACCACUUUCCUCAUUCAAAAAGAAGCGCUUGGUUUCCUCUAGAAUAACAAAAAUAUGA